Desarmillaria tabescens is the source of this 678-nucleotide messenger RNA. Its product is annotated as pectate lyase C. Gene Ontology annotation, cellular component: extracellular region. Gene Ontology annotation, biological process: pectin catabolic process. NCBI's taxonomy places the organism in Eukaryota, Fungi, Basidiomycota, Agaricomycetes, Agaricales, Physalacriaceae. Bases 1 to 678 code for a protein of 225 amino acids. Gene Ontology annotation, molecular function: pectate lyase activity. The transcript is spliced from 11 exons. The record is from RefSeq and is a predicted model, not a curated record.
AUGCUCACUCUUCAAGUUCUAGCAACCAUAGCCCUCGGAGCUGCAGUUGUCGCGGCAAACCCGUUGGAACGUCGCACUGCAACCAACGUCUUCCCGACGCCUCCAACAACCAGCUCUCUCAGCAGUCCCAUCACUAUCGCUGCUGGACAGACAUUCACUCCAUCUCAGGCAUACACUCGGUACGACCGAGGAUCUGGCGCAUGCAAUGGACAGGCAGAAGGUGGCGACUCUGAUGCUGUUUUCCUGCUUCAAGAAGGUGCCACGUUGAGUCGAGUCGUCAUUGGCGCCAACCAGGCUGAAGGCGUUCAUUGCCUCGGUUCGUGUACCUUGGAUCACGUCUAUUUCGAGGACGUCUGCGAGGACGCUAUCACGAUUAAACAGACUUCGGGUACCUCCCGUAUCAACUAUGGCGGCGCCAAACACGCUGAAGACAAAGUGGUUCAACACAAUGGUGGUGGAACUGUGAUCAUCAACUCGUUUUACGUUGAAGAUUUUGGAAAGCUUUACCGAAGUUGUGGAAAUUGCAAAACGCAAUACCAGCGCAAGGUUCAAAUAAAUGAUGUAUGGGCCGUCAAUGGUGACGUUCUCGCUGGCAUCAAUUCCAAUUACGGAGACACUGCAACGAUCCGUACAACGACUGUCGAUGAUGUUGACACUAUCUGCGAAAGGCAAGUCUAG